UUGAAGUGGGCGUUAACCCCGCAAGAUUCAACUGUCGGUGUUUUGGUGGCUGGCGUGCAGGCGAUAAGCUGCUGACCAACAAUAGAUCAAAAUAAACGAAUUUAAUCAGAGAGAAUGGAAGUAACGGAUGAAGUCGCGUCGAAACUUUCGCGAACAGAGAUGCGCAAGCAGAAACUUGCAGAAUACCUGGCGGCGAAAGGAAGGUUAAAACCGCCCAAUCCAAAGCCUUAUCUAAAGAGCAGUGCUGUUCUAACAAAGCCCCCUGGAGCUGUGCAGAAAUCUCACACUUCUGGAGAAGGAAAGGAGAACUCAGCCCCCAGUGCCACUGAUGCCAAAAAAGACAGAGCAAAAGGAAAUGCACUGGCAGAAAAGAACAAAAAUUUGAGAAUCCUCCCCAAAGCCUCUUCUGCUCUUCUUCCACGCUUACCACUCAAAUCCACUGUUUCCCAAACAGCCUCUCAGCAGGCAAGAACACACUGCAAAGAAACAGCUCGUGCAGUUAGAAAUUCAUCUGUCAAAGAACAGCAAACUAAACCAGCUCUACACACAAAUGUCACGGCUCACAAGCAAGACAAGACUGUUAAGAUGGGUCCAGCAUCUGUGUCAAGCCAAGCACAAGCUCUUCACAGGUCUUCGGUGAAUGCACGUACAAGCAUUGUCAAGACAGACCUUCAAAAACGGCGUUUGGUCACCGGUUCAGAAAAGGUAGUGCACAAAUCUCAGGUCAAAUGUCCCACAACGAAAGAACGCCUAACCAACACUGUUCCAAGCUGUACAGACACAAAAUCUUUAAUUAGUAAACAGGCCACAGUGACGCUGAAGACAACUAAGGAAACUAACAGUUUCAAUAAAACACACACUGAUCUGAAGAAACCAUUGAACAGGUAUCCACUAGCAAAGCCAGACAGAUCAGGAAAGACACAGACUGGUUCCCAAGACACACGAUUAUCAAACAAGGUAGGAAGUAAACCAGGGCUUACUCACACACAAAGAAGUGUUCCAGUCACAGCCAGGCAAAGAUCAUCUCUCAUGUCGACUUUUUCUAAAACUGAAAAUGCUUCGAAAUCAACCAGUGCGUCUGUGGCCGGUGUUACAAAAGCAGCUCCACAUCAACAGCAACGGCGUACCACAUUUAAACUUCCCUCCAAGCCCACUGUUCAAGCUCCAGUGCCCCAGACUCUUCCACGCCCAACCAAGACGUCUAGCCUGACCAGGGGGCCCGUGCAGCCGAAGACUCCCAAGUCAACGUUCAAUCCUGGGACAGAUGGUGUCAGGACUGUCCCCCUGGGUGGCAGAAAUAAACCAAACACUGCUCAAGAAGAGAGAAUGCGUAAACUUAAAGAGUGGCGAGAGGCAAAAGGCAUCACGUAUAAACGUCCGCCGAUGCCUGUACAGCCAGCGAGGAGGAAGACGGCCGCUCUUCCUCCUCAGGGAUUCUGGAGUACAAUGGAACAGGAGGAUGAGGUCCAUGGCUUUGUCUGUGCUGUUGACCAGUCUCUGAACGAUUGCAUCAAACUUCUUGAGCAGGGGUGUCCUGUAGACCAGGUGCAAAAUGUUCUGUCUCGGGUGCCAAUGGCACAGAAAUUCGCUAAAUAUUGGAUCUGCCAAGUGCGCUUGAUGGAGCAAGAGGGCAACCUUGACGUGCUUCCCACAUUUGAAGAAGCUGUUCGCGUAGUCAGAGAGCCUGUUGAUGAGCUGCGCUCUGUGGUAUUUGAGAUCCUUAAGAAGAAAGAAGCAAAAGGUUCAUCUUCAGACCGAGAGAAUGAUGUAGGCAGUGAUGAAGAUGGGGAACACAGUGUCAACGUGUGCACCCCUAAACCUGUCGGCGCACUGAUCCGCGGAGAGAAAAGAGACUCGUCUGUUAUAAAAUACAAGAUCACGGCUACUCCUGGUGGGAAAAGGAGCCAGCAGAGCCAGAGGCCAGGUUGUGUUAAUGGCCAUGAAAUCCGUUUCUUCACUCCAGUACGCCGUUCCCUACGCAUUGAGAAAACCGCCUCCCGUUACCCAGCAGUCCUGCAGGAGCACGAUCCCUGUGUGACCUCUCUUCGUGAGCUCUCGACUGAUGAUGCAGGCCAGAGUGAGAUCACAUGUACAGCAGAAGCACCACCCUCUCCGCUCUACGUGUACCGGGAGAAUGAAGCCCUGAAGGACCAUGUGCAGAUUCAACUGGUUUAUGAUGAUGCAUGAUGCAUGAUGAUGAAAACGAAAUUCCCUAAGGGAUACUGUUCUUCCAAAUUUUUUUUUUUAACCAAGCAUGUCAUCACUUUCGCUGUGUUGUGAAAGUGACACACGCUUUUCCAGUCUGAAAGAAAAAAAGCAUGAAAGAUAUGAAUCAUAACUGCUUGUUCAGACUUGCAGUGCUCAAGGCAGUAAUAAAAAAGACAUUCUUAAUGUUUAUAAAUCUUAGGAUAUGGGCUUGAACUUUGGCAACAUGAGAAGGAACCAGCAUUUGUUUUUUUUCUCAGUUAUAUGUAAAUUUGUUACACCAUAUGAAACUCUAUGCUCUCACAAUUUUAGUUCCUACUUGUUUCGUUUCUAUUCAUUGACACAGUUUAGUCUUUUCCUGGUUUUUAUUUUAAUAUUAAAAUUAAUUUUAGUAACUUGGCAGUAUUACUCUGUAGAUUGUAUGCAUUGUAUUUGGCAGUGCCAAUUGUAUUUGGCAGUGCUUAUCAGAACUCUAAAAUGAUUUAUCAGAACAUAAAAGGCGACGCAUACCAGCAGGAGAUAACAAUAGCGGGUGUUAAACGCCUACACGAGACAAACCUGAAGCAAUGUUCAUGAUCAGUCACUGGUCAUUUCCUAAUGGCUUGCGGUUCUCAAACAGAGAGAACAGGAUGUUGGAUUUUUGUGUAGGUGGCUAUAGUAGGCUACACUGGUUUACCUUUUAGUGAUGAAAUAAAUAGCAUUUCUGUGGUAA
Pangasianodon hypophthalmus (striped catfish) is the source of this 2917-nucleotide messenger RNA. RefSeq names its product cytoskeleton associated protein 2-like (gene ckap2l). The transcript has 9 exons. Gene Ontology annotation, cellular component: centrosome; cytosol; mitotic spindle. The coding region runs from base 115 to 2187 and encodes 690 amino acids. NCBI's taxonomy places the organism in Eukaryota, Metazoa, Chordata, Actinopteri, Siluriformes, Pangasiidae. The record is from RefSeq and is a predicted model, not a curated record.